AAUACCUCGGUGCUUGCUAACAGUGAAAUAACUUCCAGGCUUGUAUCUUAACCAUCAGAAAUUUACAUUAGAAAGUUGACAAAGGCUGAACAGUCUGGGACCCCUCAACAAGGGACCCAUUUACAGUGAAGCCUACAGUCAGGGAGAGAGGGGAAAGAGAUAGGAGGACAGAGGGAGAGAGGGAGAGAGAGAGAGAGAGAGAACGGGUGGGAGGAGAAGCUGGGAGGAUAGUUGAAUUAAUGAAUUAAAAUGUCCGGAGAGUCCAGUUGAGUGACUGAAGACUUUUUCAUUUAUAAAGAGAAAACGUGAGAGGAAACAAGAGGAGAGACUCUCCAGAUUCUUCAUGAACUAGAAAAGCGACACAGCUCGAGAUUCAACCGGGGGGACACUGAAGCUGUUUUAUUACAUAAUAACUCCGUAACGUUCAACCGGAACCGGUACCAACUGACACAUCAGUUUGAGAGCAACCAUUACUUUGUCUUCGGUAAAUUCGCUCUUAGUAGGAUACUGAAAGUUUGUUGAUUUGAAUGUUUAUUGACUUGUUAGGCCUAUUGCAAUUGAGAGGGCAACAAUGUAGAACUGCAAUCAGGAUCGAAAUCUGUGUAGACAGUGAAAGUUGCGGUUGACAGAACUGUCAACAAGUGAGGAUUGCUCCGAUCUGUGAGGUUGCCCUGAUCAUACAAAAAAGCCAAGUCGCACUUUAUUUCAAUUUAUUUUCAUGUUUUUUUUGCGAUAAAAACAACUUCCUCCAAGUCUCAAAAUUGCAUUCAACAACUGCAACAAAAGAUCCAUGCUGCUUUUCUGUUCCAGCUUUUAGGCGGGGAAUAAGAAAGGCUUGUUUCUCCUGCUCAUGAUCCAGCCAGCGUGAUGUACUGCAGACACAUAUUCAUCCUCCCUGACCCCACACUGAACCUCCUCCAUCAUCCUUCUCCCAUCAAGCUGCAGCCAUGACCUCGGCCACUCCCCCCUCCUCUCGCAGCUCCUCCCCCCAGAAGGUUUGUCACUCCACGACGCAGACGGAGGUUCUCAAGCCGCUGCUGGGGGCCGGGGGGGCGGCGGUCUGUGCCCUGCGAAGGCGGCGACGUGUUCUUUCCAAGGACGGCCACAGCAACGUGCACGUCGAGCAUGUGAGCGGCCGCGGGGCACUGUAUCUGCGCGACAUCUGGACGACAUUCCUGGACAUGCAGUGGCGCUACAAGUUCUUCCUGUUCUCGGCCACUUUCGCUGGGACCUGGUUCCUGUUCGGGGUUCUGUGGUACCUGGUGGCACUGGUGCAUGGAGACCUGCUAGAGUUCGACCCACCGUCCAAUCACACGCCGUGCGUGAUGCAGGUGCAGACCCUCACCGGGGCGUUCCUCUUCUCGCUGGAGUCCCAGACAACCAUUGGCUAUGGCUUCCGAUGCAUCACCGAGGAGUGUCCCGCCGCCAUUGUCCUCCUCAUCCUCCAGCUCGUCAUCACCAUGGUGAUGGAGAUCUUCAUCACUGGAACCUUCCUCGCCAAGGUGGCGCGGCCUAAGAAGAGAGGCGAGACUGUGAAGUUCAGUCAGCACGCCGUGGUGUCCAAUCACGAGGGCCGGCCCUGCCUCAUGAUUCGUGUGGCCAACAUGCGCAAAAGCCUGCUGCUGGACUGCUCGGUGGCAGGGAAGUUGCUCCAAACGUCCCAGACCAAGGAGGGGGAGACGGUGAGGCUGGACCAGAGGAACGUUCCCUUCCAGGUGGACACGUCCAGCGACAGCCCCUUCCUCAUCCUCCCCCUCACCUUCUACCACAUCAUAGACGACAGCAGCCCGCUGAGGGCCUGGGCCGCCAAGGGUGGAGGAUGGACGGACCCGGACCUGGCUGACUUUGAGCUGCUGGUGAUCUUAAGCGCCACGGUGGAGCCCACCUCCGCCUCCUGCCAGGUGCGCACCUCCUACCUCCCCGACGAGAUCCUGUGGGGGUACGAGUUCCCCCCCGUGGUCUCCUUGUCCCCCUCGGGCAAGUACGUGGCCGACUUUGCCUUCUUUGACAAGGUGGCCAAAACCAAGAUGCCGCCCCUCUUUAAGCAGGCCCCGCCCCUGAGCCCGGCCAUGCAGUCGUCCCGUCACCACGACGGCAGCGGAGGGGCCGCAGAAGAAGGGGCGGACCCAGAGAAGAUGAAACUGGAAGAGACCUACAGGGGGGAAGAGAGAGGGAGGGAGAGGGGACGAGUGAGAGACAGUAGUCCCCUUAGUGUCCGAAUCAGCAAUGUUUAGAGAGAGAGAGAGAGAGAGAGAGAGAGAGAGAGAGAGAGAGAGAGAGGGGAGAGCACGAGGAUGAAAGGAUGGAAGGAGAGAGCAAGGAGAAAGGAGAGGAGAUAUGUAUGGACAAAAUGGAUCUAGAGAUAAUAAAGGGAUGGAGAAAAAAUAGAUGAGCUGCUCCACUUUUGAAAACACAUGAACAUAUCCACACACACACGUAUAUUCGUUUUAUUUUUGACCUGAUGGGAAUACAUGACCCCCAUUGUUGAUUUGGAUUUUCAAGGGGUAAAAGAACGAAAUAUUUCCGAUCUGGGUUUAAUGUACUUUAAUGAAAGGGAUCAAAAUGCAUCUUUCCUUUUAUUCUUGGAGGACUUGUGUUACUGAAAGGGUUGACAGAUUUAUGUGCAUAACAGGGUGUAAGGACAUAAUCACAGACUCAUGGUUUUUCCUGGACGUAAUCACAGACUCAUGGUACUGUUAGUUUUUGACACAGUAAGGUUCUCUGUCUACACUGUAGCAAACGGGAGUGGGAAUAUUGGACAAAACAUCUUGAAGGAUUUCAUUUGAAUAUAUCAUACUGUAUAUAUAUGUAUUUUGUCACUAACGAUACAAUGGCACUGCUGAUUCUUUUGAGUGCUUUUGAUUAUGCAUUUCGCAGAGCUGGGGUCAGUUCCAAUUCCAUUAACUCCAAAUGUUUUUUACUGAAAAGUAUGGAGACUGAAAAGUGGGUGUGAUUCCAGUAUUGGCUGGAAUUGAAAUAGAAUUGAGCCCUAUUCUAAUAAUUAUUGUUUCUGAUCUGCUAUGCUUUCUUUUCACUGGAAUAUGUUGUAUGUGUUGGAGCUGAAUGUUAACAAUACUAAAAGCACUUUAACUUGAUGGGUAAUGCUACUUUACACAAA
This is a messenger RNA of Esox lucius (northern pike), 3118 nucleotides long. It is a transcript of the gene kcnj10a, whose product is annotated as potassium inwardly rectifying channel subfamily J member 10a. Gene Ontology annotation, cellular component: plasma membrane. Gene Ontology annotation, molecular function: inward rectifier potassium channel activity. The record is from RefSeq and is a predicted model, not a curated record. The transcript is spliced from 7 exons. Bases 948 to 2234 code for a protein of 428 amino acids. NCBI's taxonomy places the organism in Eukaryota, Metazoa, Chordata, Actinopteri, Esociformes, Esocidae. Gene Ontology annotation, biological process: regulation of monoatomic ion transmembrane transport; potassium ion import across plasma membrane.